AUGAAAUUGGUUGGAAAACACAUAAAUAAAGACCACUCCGGUUACGUCAAUGUUCGACCUGAGGAUGACGAGGAUAUGUGGCAUCUGUACAACCUGAUACAGGAGGGUGACUACGUCCGUGCACCUGCGAUACGGCGCGUGCAGAACGUUUCCUCAACCGGCUCCAGCGAAUCGCACCGCGUCCGGACAAAUCUGACCCUGACCGUGAGCCGGGUCGUGUUCUCCCCCGCCGCCGCACCAGCAAGUUCGGAAUCCACGACAAGCGGGCCGGCCGAGCCUUCCGCGUCGCUGCAAAUCACAGGCCGAGUCGCGCAGGAGAACGCGUACGUCAAGCUGGGCGCCUUUCACACGCUGGACGUCGAGGCGAAUCGUGAUGUGCGCAUCGAAAAGUCAGAGUGGGACAGCGUCGCUCUUGACAGAGUGCAGGAAGCAUCGAUCCCGGGUAGGGGCGCGGAAGUGGCCGCAGUCGUGUGCGGGGAGGGGACGGCCGCGUUUUGUCUUCUCUCACAACAUAUGACUGUUGUGCGUCAGCGCAUAGACGUGCCUGUACCGCGGAAGCGAGCGGGAUCUGCUACGGCCCACGAGAAAGGGCUGGCCAAGUUCUACGAUCUGCUAUACCAGACCUUCCUACGACAUAUUCCUUACUCCAAUGCCGGUCUCCGCGCCAUUGUUAUUGCCAGUCCUGGAUGGGUCCGCGAUGCCGUUUUUGACUUUAUCAUGUCCGAGGCGACGCGAACCGGUAACAAAGCUUUGCUUGCUUCCCGACCAAAAUUCGUCAGAGUGCAUGUCAACAGCCCGCACGUCCACAGUCUAGUCGAAGUUCUGAAGAGCCCAGAGAUCGUAUCUCAGCUCAAAGAAACUAAGUUCGCUCGCGAAGGUAUCAUGCUCGACAAAUUCUUCAAAAUGCUCGGAUCGGAUGAGCAACGAGCAUGGUACGGCCCCGACCAUGUCGCGUUGGCUGUGGACCGUGGCGCUGUGGGCACUCUGCUCAUAUCGGACGAGCUUUUCCGUGCUAGCGAGCCAGAAAUCCGCAAAAAAUAUGUAGCGUUGGUCGAAGAAGUCCGCGGCAAAGGCGCAGAAGUUCUCAUGUUCUCCAGCAUGCACGAGAGUGGACAGCAACUCAACCAGAUAACGGGAAUUGCGGCUAUUCUCACUUUCCCUCUUGACAUUGAAGUGGUUGAGAUGGAAGAGAGAGAAGCAAAAGAAGCAGAAGAAGCCGAAACCCCGGAGGAAGCGAGAGUGGGCACAGAAUGA
Messenger RNA from Peniophora sp. CBMAI 1063, 1254 nucleotides. NCBI's taxonomy places the organism in Eukaryota, Fungi, Basidiomycota, Agaricomycetes, Russulales, Peniophoraceae. The record is from the annotation of a GenBank genome assembly.